UGCUGGAAAAAAAAGGGAAAAAAAAAAAAUAGAAGAAGAAGUGGUGGCGCAACACAGUUAAGCUAACACAGACAGUAGGUGUAGUUCAUGACAGCUGCCCCAUCCAUAAUAACGCUACAACUUAGCUCCUUUUACUGUUCAUCCUCGUUUUCUUAUGACAUCCUUCAAACCCGGCGGGAGCAUCGCACUAUGUUCGAGACGCUGAUUAUUGAGCACAAGUGUCUUCAUGUGUUAAUAGGAUCCUGAACUCCAAGAUCCAUUGUCACUGAGUCUAAAUGAAAAUUAUGAUGACCAGAAUUUGCCGCAUCACGAUCCAAAAAAAGCACCAGCGAGUCCCGACUAUAAUUGUGAGACACCAGAGAUUCGAGUAAUCAUCAAAGAGGAAGAGGACGGCUGGACUAUGAGAGCCUCGGCUCAGAGGGAGAAAAAGAGGAUACUUCUGCACAUACCUGUUAUCCCCACCUCAAAGCAUGUGGGAAAGAGAGCUCCGUUUCAUAUGAAGUGAAGAGACAGCAGAGAGUUACAUCGGUGGAGAAAUGUUCGGAGGAGCCCGGUUGCCCCACUCUCUAUGGCCAGAGCUCCUCUUCCAGAGAGGGGCGGCAGAGACACAUGCUCGUUGACUGUGAUGAGAAACCUAAGAUUUCCUGUGUUUACGAGAAGGCGCCGGGAAAUGUGACUGUGGAUCAGUGCAAUAAUACAGGAGAGAAAUCUCUCUCCUGCCCAGUGCGUGAGACGCCCACUGGUCACAAAAGGAACUUGAAUUCCCAUCAGACAGCACAUGCUGAGGAUGGAUGUUAUGCUCCAGACCAGAGUCUUGACGUAAAACAAAGCACAUCUUUGCCAACAGAAGCAGAACUACAUGAGACCAAAAGAUCAGCACCUUGCCAAACAGAUUCCCCUGAACGUAAGCCCUUGAUGUCACAUGGACUCAAGAUGGCAUCUGCACACCUAGAGGACCAAACCCUCCAUUUGACUGUUAGAUUGCAGGCGGGGGAGGAGGAGGAGGAGGAAGAGGAGGAGCAAGAUGAAGAAAUAGGCGGAUUAAUCAACUCCGAUGGAGAAGUGGUUGAGUGGGAUGCCAGAGACAGUCCUGACCAAGGCUCUGAUUGCACAGGAAGUCCUCAGCCUAGCAAGGGUGUCGCACUGUCCGAGUCUCAGCCGCAAAGCCAAAACCAGAGAGACAGCAGUAGUCCAACGCUCAUCAUGGAAGUUGUGUCUGUGGGAGAAGAUGAAGAAAGGGAAGAAGGGGAGGAAAAAGAGAGAGUAGUAAAGAUGACAACAGUUUCACCCUUGUACCAUGCAGGGAAGAGACACAGAGGAAAGAAGAAGGUUCCAGAAAUAACAGUGGCAUCACUGGAUGUCUCAGAGGCAGAGAAGGAAGUUCCUGCAAAUCCUGUAAAGAGAAGGGGCAGAAGAAAGAUUUCAGAAACUCCGCUGUUAUCUGGAGAAGACUUGGAGGCAGAGCCUGGAAUAUCAAGGCGUACCCGAAGAAAGAGAAAUCUCCCUGUCAUAGUGGAAUCAGAAGAAGUAAACUCAAAAAGUGUCCGCCGUGUCGCUGCAAAGCGGCCUUAUAGAAGAAGGAAAGAUACCAAACCACCUGCUGAAGGAGAAGGAGAAAACACUGCUGUGUCAGCUGGGAAGAAGCGCUCUGGCAGAAAGAUGAUUCGUGUACCAACAGAAAUACCUCCUGAGCUCCUGAAGAAGCCCAAAGAGAAGAUCGAGUACCAUUGCUCAGUGUGUGGCAAAGAAUUUCCUCAUGCCUAUAAACUAGAGAGGCAUGAGCUGAUCCACACAGGAGAGAAACCUUACUGCUGCUCCAUCUGUGGUCGAGGUUUUAACCAGAAGGGAAAUCUCAAAACGCACUACAAAGUCCAUUUAGGUCGUAAGGGUGUUGCAGACUUUGACGAUGAGGUGAAUCCCAUAGCGUCUGAACUCUCCGAAUACUUGAAGUCUCUGCCAGGGGAGUCCAGGAUCAGAUCGUCCCUCCGUUGCCUGGAAUGUGGAAAAGACUGUGAGAGUCAGUCUGCUUUACAAGCACAUCACAUUACUACACACACACCGACAGCUGCUAAAUCGGACACAGUGGAGCACAGCACAUCACAGCUUCUCUUCUGCCGUCGCUGUGGCAUUCAGUUCAGUGAAAAAGAAAAGUUGGAAGAACACAUGAAAACCCAUAUCAAGGAGAAGCCCUACUCGUGUCCCGACUGCGGCAAGAAGUUCAUCAACGAGAGCUACAUACAAAUCCACCAGCGCAUUCACACUGGGGAGAGACCGUUCCUUUGCUCCCAGUGCGGCAGAGGUUUCCACACGGCUUCGUCUCUCAAGCUUCAUGAGAUGCAGCACUCCGGAGAAAGGCCGUUCGCGUGUUCCAUCUGUGGGAAGACAUUUCGGAUAAACUCGUACCUAACAGCACAUUACCAGACCCACAUUAAAGACAGGCCUUUCAUUUGUAGCGUCUGUGGGAAAGGCUACUCUAGAGCUGAGGAACUGAAGGUGCACCACAGGCUCCACACCGGAGAGAGACCCUACGAGUGCGGAGAGUGCGGGAAGAGCUUCAUUUACCGCCAGGGUCUGCGGCAGCAUCAGCGCACACAUGCUGGAAGACGCAUCGGGCCAACCAGACAGCUCGGUAGGCCAAAGCAACAGGCCAGGCUGGACAUCUAACAGUUGCUCUAAUGAUGCAUUUUUUGUCGUUAACUGUGUGUUGGAAAAUAUUGCAGUAAAAUGCGCUUCUCUCGUGUUCUUCUUCCUUCCAUUCCUCCCACCUAAAGCAUAGACAAUUCCUGUGUCUUAAAAUAUGCGCUACAGAGUCGGUGUGGACUGCCAAGAAUCAUUUGGAAGCUUACUGUGUUGUCUUUCCUGUAUUCAUGUUUUGUACUCAUGUUUUUAUGUUUACUCCAGUAGCCCAUCUGUACAAUUUGAGUGCCUUUGUAUCCUGCAUGCCAAAUACUAAUACUCAAUGUUUAAAAAAUUAUGCACAAUAUCCUUGUUAUUUUAAAAUCCAUGUUGAUGGAAUACAGAAAUUUUUCAGAAACA
This is a messenger RNA of Lates calcarifer (barramundi perch), 3036 nucleotides long. Its product is annotated as zinc finger protein 852. Gene Ontology annotation, molecular function: RNA polymerase II cis-regulatory region sequence-specific DNA binding; DNA-binding transcription activator activity, RNA polymerase II-specific. Gene Ontology annotation, cellular component: nucleus. Gene Ontology annotation, biological process: negative regulation of transcription by RNA polymerase II; regulation of immune system process; regulation of cytokine production. The coding region runs from base 610 to 2664 and encodes 684 amino acids. The record is from RefSeq and is a predicted model, not a curated record. Lineage: Eukaryota; Metazoa; Chordata; Actinopteri; Centropomidae. The transcript is spliced from 12 exons.